Molecule: messenger RNA, 582 nt
Organism: Conger conger (European conger)
Lineage: Eukaryota; Metazoa; Chordata; Actinopteri; Anguilliformes; Congridae
Product: type-4 ice-structuring protein-like
Exons: 4
Coding region: 81-473 (130 amino acids)
Biological process (GO): lipid transport; lipoprotein metabolic process
Cellular component (GO): extracellular region
Molecular function (GO): lipid binding
Source: RefSeq, a predicted model, not a curated record
AAUACCCAGGGUGCCCAAGGAGAAAGUACCAUCAGGUCUCCGAAUCCAAGCAGUCAAGGCUCCCUGUCCAAUCAGCAACCAUGAAGUUCUCUCUGGUCGCCGCCCUUGUUGUUGUGCUGGCUCUGGCCAUUGGCAGCGAGUCGGUCUCCGUGGUGAAGCGCGAGGCUCCGGAGAUGGACAAAGUGACCGAGUACCUCAAUGAGCUGUCCGCCACCCUCACCCGGACCACCCAGGACCUCGUGGAGAAGCUGAAUGCCCAGGAGCUGGCUGGACAGGCCCAGUCGAUGGCCGCGAAGGUCCAGGAGCAGCUGAAGCCGCUGGCCACCGAAAUAGAGGACAAGCUGAAGCCCCUGGCUGAAUCGAUGCAGGCCAAGCUGAAGCCCAUGGCUGACGCCCUGCAGGCCCAGAUCCAGGAUCUGUGGAAGGCGGUCCAGGAACAGACCAAAGCCCUGGCCGCACCACCAGCACAGUGAAGCCCCACUCCCUCCUGCUCUGCUCUCCUGGGGGUGGGCGUCCGGGACCCUCGAGAACACCCCGCCCCCGCCCCCCCCCCAGCCUGGGCCUCCAUCUCCCCAGCCGCCA